Messenger RNA from Lynx canadensis (Canada lynx), 3452 nucleotides. RefSeq names its product REX4 homolog, 3'-5' exonuclease (gene REXO4). The transcript has 8 exons. Gene Ontology annotation, cellular component: nucleus. The coding region runs from base 987 to 2063 and encodes 358 amino acids. Gene Ontology annotation, biological process: rRNA processing; DNA catabolic process. Lineage: Eukaryota; Metazoa; Chordata; Mammalia; Carnivora; Felidae. Gene Ontology annotation, molecular function: 3'-5' exonuclease activity; nucleic acid binding. The record is from RefSeq and is a predicted model, not a curated record.
AAACGGAGGCACAGAGCUUGAGGAGUUUGGCCCAGUGUCACAGAGCUAGUAAAAACGCGGCAGAUCGGGGUGCAGACUCACCCUUCCCAGCGGGAGUUUGUGUUCUUUGCUACCACCGACCUUCAGAGUCUUCCACAACGUCUUGGGCUCUGUUUCGGAGCCUCGGGCGAUAGAGAAAAGCUUCUUGAGCCUCUUAAUACGGCCAGUGUCGUAGGGAUGGGAGAUCCUAACCGCCUGUCUGGACGGACAGGACUGAGGAGGCUCCUUCAGGCAAACCCAGGGUUCUGGACGAUUUCUUGAGCUGUGGCUCUCCUUCCCUCUCUUUCAAGAAGGUAAAGCAAAAUCAAGUGAGCGGAAAGGAGAUUUAUUAGGGGGAAAGCUUGUAUUUUCUGUACGUUCUACAAAAAGUCAGCCCUUCCGUGGUUAAACGUUGCAGGAACAAGUAAGUAGAAACCCACGUUGUCUCUCAGCUCGGUGCCACCUCCCAGGGUCUUAACUGCGGUUGAGAACCGCCGUGCUGGGGGCUGGGGUGCAAGGGAAGGGACACAACAGCCCUGCUUGCCUGAGCACAGUGUAUGGCUACCGGCAGCUCUUCAGCCGCCACGGGCUUGAACCCGUGGCUUGAACCAAACUCUUGGUCGAACACACGCCCCUCUGUCUUCCUGAGACCCUCGAGGGGUUUGUAAAGGAUCUGGUUCCCAUCCCCCCUCCUCCCCCGCUUUGUUGGCCUAGUCUGUGCAGGAGGGAGCUCUAACACGAGCCCUAAGCAAACGGGAGAACAGCUUGCUCACCAUCCCUUAGGCGGAGUGAAGUCAUUCGGGAGGCACUUAAGGUGUUGGACGGGCGUUUAAAAUUUUGUAGGAAUGAGGCAGCAGGUAUCAGAUCAUGCCUUGUAACGAGAUAAGCGAAGAAGACCGUCUCACCGCAAGUGACCAGGCGUGAAUGAGAAGGGCUUUUGCCAAACUGUCAGAUGAUGGAUCUCAGCGAUGCCCGUAGGGGUAGACGGGGUGUAUACACACACGGAUUCCAAAAAACAGCCCGGAAUUAUCCAACCGAACAGAAAAGUCGUCCCAGAUAAAGCAAAGAGAAGUGAGACGGGGCCAGAAACAGCGGCCCCAGCGGCCACGGGGGGCUCUGGUCCUUCAGUACCUCCAGCGGACAGGAAGGCGCCGGCUCCCCGCACAGAGGUCAGCAGAGCGGGGCACGAUGGGAAGGGAGCCGAGAAAAGGACAAAUGACGAUACUUCUCCGAAAGGAGGAGAUGCCAAGCGCAAGAAGUGGAAAGCUAAGGAGGCGACUGUGGCCUUGACUCCGGCCGUGCCCACCGAGGAAGACAUCUGGUUCGAUGACGUCGACCCGGCGGACAUCGAGGCGGCCCUGGGCCCGGAGGCGGCCCGGAUAGCAAGGAAGCGGCUGGGGCAGAGCGAGAGCAGCAUCGCGCUGGUGAAGGAGCAGGCCUUCGGCGGCCUGACUAGAGCCUUAGCCAUGGACUGCGAGAUGGUGGGCGUGGGCCCCAAGGGGGAAGAGAGCGUCGCCGCCCGCGUGUCCAUCGUGAACCAGCAUGGGAAGUGUGUUUACGACAAGUGCAUCAAGCCCACCCAGCCGGUUACGGACUACAGGACGGCGGUCAGCGGGAUACGGCCGGAGAACCUCAAGCAGGGAGAAAACUUCGAAGUUGUUCAGAAGGAGGUGGCGGACAUGCUGAAGGGCCGGAUUCUAGUCGGACACGCGCUGCAUAACGACCUAAAGGUGCUGUUUCUUGAUCACCCAAAAAAGAAGAUUCGGGACACGCAGAAAUACAAACCUUUCAAGAGUCGAGUGAAGAGCGGAAGGCCAUCUCUGAAGCUGCUCGCGGAGAGAAUCCUGGGGGUCCGGGUGCAGCAGGCAGAGCACUGUUCGAUUCAGGAUGCCCAGGUGGCGAUGAGAUUGUAUGUCCUGGUGAAGAAGGAGUGGGAGAGUUUGGCCCAGGACAGGCGCCCCACGGCCCCCACUCCAGACAGCCACAGCACCUCCCGUCCGCAGGCGGUUGUGACCACGCACAAGACAGCUCGGGUCUCCCCGUAGCAGCAGCUCUGCUGAAACAUGUUCACCGUCCUGGCGGCAGGGCGUGGGGGCGGCCGAGAACUGCUUCCUCCCUCUGUGCCAUCCCAGACCUGGCCCUCCUGCUGCGGGCAGGCAGCACGGCGGGGCUCUGUCCUGAAGACUGACGGCAAGUCGGGGGGCGUUCUGCAGUGUGCUGUCCCCACAGCGGGGUGGCAUCUUUGCCGGGGAUUCGCCGGGUCCCAGGAGCCGGGGGCACCCAGCAUCCACUGGGUUUGUAACAUCUUCCUGGGAGGAGGCCAGACCCCUUUCUGUGCCUCGGGUCACAGGUCACGUAAAGAACCCCACCGGACUCACGGGCCGCACCCAGCGUGUGCAGUGAGCUGUGCUCCAGCCCCAAUCCCAAGUUUGCCGCGGCCGCCUUUGGACUUGGAGAGAUUCUCUGAGGGUGCCGAUCCUUUCUCACACCCCCAGCCCCACCCCACAGGUCCACCCGCCAGGUUUCAACUUGGGGUCAGGGCCCGCGGCGCGGCGAGGGAGGCUCAGCUCGUCUGUGUUGGGUGACCCCCCAGAGGCGGGUGUCCCUCCCCGUCUGGGACAGAUGUGCCGAUCCCCAGCUGUGGGGCUGGAGCACCGUGCGGGUCUGUCCCGGGUGUGAGGGUCUUUGAGAAGAGUCGGGAGCCCGGCAUACGGCCCGGCUUUACCAAACCGCCUGACGUGGCACAAGGAAGCCCCGGACCCACUGAGGAGAUUUAACACAGGUGGGCUUUUACUGGAGGCGGAGUGUGGGGAGGUCGCUCUUUCCGCGUUUAGACGGGUCUGAAAGGGCCGCUUUUUCCACAAGGGCCACGCUGACGGGUCCAGGGCCGAGGUCUGUGCGGAGCCUGCUGAAUCGAGCCCCCGGGGCCCCACCGGUGCGCCACGCUGCCCCCCAGGGCGCCUGCAUGAGCGAAGUGGAACCCCCCCCCCCCCACACACACACACAAAACCUAAGGAAAAUGCCGCUCACCGGGCAGCUCCAGGGCCCGACAAGGAAAGGAAGGGCGGGAGAGAAGGUGCGGGGAAGCGGGAGGCCGUGGGGUGUCUGCCUCCUCAGGGCAGAGCCGACUGUCCUCCCGCGGAGCCUGGUGGCGUGCCGGCCUCCAGCCUCAGGAGUACCUUCUCUGCGUAGGAAACCAGCUCCUGGAGAGACAGCCAGUAGGCACCGUGUCUGUGACACUCUUGGGACCUACUCGUAGGUCUUUUUGUGACCGAAUCUGCUCUUCUGUGAAGAGGUCCGAUCGUCCCUGCCCCUUAGGUUUGGGGGGCCCAGAGACACAUGUGAAGUCAAACGGGAAGAGAGUCAUGAAAACUACACACACACAGUGGGUGCUUGGGUGGCUCAGUCGGUUGAGCGUCUGCCUCGGUUUUGGC